AUGCGUACGACGGAAGCCUGUUCACGACAAACGCGUUCUACUGAAGAAAAGAAAAUCUAUUUAAGGAACAUUCGAGCGGCCAAGACUAUCUCCAUCUUUAUAGCCGUGUUUUUCUUUUGCUGGGUUCCUCACUCUGCCAUUAGCAUCAGUACCAAUCUCUGUGAAUCAUGCCGAGCUAAAAUCCCAAAUGAAGUUGGUGUUCUAGUUUUGAUCUUUGGAUACCUUAAUUCUGCCCUCAACCCAUUUCUUUUCGCUUUUCGAAACAAAAGAUUCAAGGCCGCCUAUUCAGCAUUGCUGCUCACGAUGAAAGCUAGACCUCUAUUUCCACGCAGUUUGAGACGUCGCUCUACUUUAACAGCUAGUACUUUGCAUCCUGAACUUCCAGAUCUACAAGAUAGCGUGGUUCGCCUACAGUUGGCUAAAACGAAACGAGAAAGCUGA
Porites lobata is the source of this 441-nucleotide messenger RNA. The record is from the annotation of a GenBank genome assembly. Lineage: Eukaryota; Metazoa; Cnidaria; Anthozoa; Scleractinia; Poritidae.